Messenger RNA from Archocentrus centrarchus (flier cichlid), 1041 nucleotides. RefSeq names its product glycoprotein IX platelet (gene gp9). Gene Ontology annotation, molecular function: protein binding. The transcript has 2 exons. The coding region runs from base 210 to 947 and encodes 245 amino acids. The record is from RefSeq and is a predicted model, not a curated record. NCBI's taxonomy places the organism in Eukaryota, Metazoa, Chordata, Actinopteri, Cichliformes, Cichlidae.
CAAACUGAUCCUGUUUUGUAUUAGGCGCGUCAUUACUGAGCUUAACGGCACAUCGGUUAGAAAACAGCAAUACCGCAAGAUGUGGAGAAUUUCUGAAAUAGUCUCAAACUCAAAUGUUGCAUUAGACGGAGACAGUGGCAAUAUGAUGGCAUUUUAAAAAUGACCGGCGUAAUAAGGAGCAACUUUGAAGCUGACUUCACUCUGUAAGGAUGAUCUCCAGUAUAAGCUUAGUGGUCUUCCACCUCCUGGCAGCAUACAGUACUGUUAAUCCCUGCCUUUGUUCGAGCCUCAGUCCUGCUGGACCAGUAGUCAACUGUAGCUCUUUAAACCUCAUGGAGGUGCCCCAUCUGCCCUCAGAAACCACGGAGCUCUAUUUGCAGAACAACCGGCUCACUUCAUUGUCUCCAGGCCUGUUUGACAGAUUUACUGGGCUGAAACGCAUCUCCUUGUCUGAGAACCCUUUCCACUGUGAUUGUCAAAUCCAAUACCUGAGGAACUGGUUGCUGAAGAACAGGGCUAUUGUUUUGAAGGAGCCCACUUGCUCCAGUCCAAGCUCUGUGGCUCAGAAAGCCAUCACUGAACUUAGUGAUGACUACUUUUCUUUCUGCACGGUGGCAAAAUGCACUCAUGGAAUGUACAACACCAUAAUAGGAGUGAUGCUAUUCGGCCUCAUUGUUCUGCUUCUGUGGAGCUUGAAAAUAGCCAGAAAGUCCACUUUCACUCUGGAUAUAGACGAGAGACAUUCAGGAUUCGAGGCUGACUCCCUACGCUCACUGAAGCCCAAACACAGGAGGAGGCUGCACACCGGACUAUCAGAAGUCAGUGUCGACUCAGAGUCUCUCGCUGAUAAGGAGGAUCUAGACAGGCCACUUCUCAACAUGGAGUUGCUGCCACAAGUAUUGGAUGUGUUACACAAGAAGCAUAAUAUAAAGAUAAAGGCUACCUGAAUGAUCUCUGUCCACUACAGUUGCUCCUAAACAUUAAAAGGGGGGCUUGAAAUAUCCUGGCUUUUCAAAAUAAAAUUCAAGUAAUGGUAGCCUA